AAGUUUUUAUUUAACAUUCGUAUUAUAAUGGACAACAUUGUUGACGAUCAAGAAAACUUGAGAGAAUUUCUUGAAGAUGCGGAGCUCCAGCAGUACCAUGAAUUAUUCAGGGAUAUAUUAAAAAUUAGUAAGCUAUCACAAUUAAAGUUUGUUGGGAUUGAUGACUUAAUGCAGAUUGGUCUGUCCAGGCCAGAACAAAGAAGAUUCAAGAAAAUUUAUUCAAAAUUCUUUCCGAAUACAUAUAUUACUAAAUUAAAAAAACUACUUCAUAUUAACAAGAGAAAUGAACUGAACAAACAUCGCCAAAUGUUUAUGCCUAUGGACUUUCAAUCCUUUACCGACAUGAACGUAAAAGUUCCUACGAAGCACAUCAUACCCAUUGAACACAUUACAAUAAACAAAGAGCUUGGAAUGGGACAAUUUGGCGUAGUUCAACAAGGUACAUGGGCAACUGGAACUCAAAGACUGCAAGUGGCUAUUAAAUGUUUAGGAAAUGAACGAAUGACGUCUAAUUCGACAGAGUUCCUCAAAGAAGCUGCAGUGAUGCACAGUAUAGAUCAUCCCAAUAUUGUGCGAUUAUAUGGUGUUGUAUUGCACCUAGACUCUUUGAUGCUGGUAACAGAACUAGCACCACUGCGAUCGCUUCUAGAGUGCCUCCGCGAGGUUACCCUGCGAAGUAACUUCUCGGUGGCGGUUCUCUGCAAUUUUGCGGAACAAAUCUGUGAUGGAAUGAAUUAUUUGGAUAACAAAAGACUGAUACACAGGGACCUGGCGGCGCGGAAUAUACUGGUGUUUAACAAAGAUUGGGUAAAAAUCUCAGAUUUUGGACUCUCCAGAGCCUUGGGCGUUGGGAAGGACUACUAUCAAACUAAUUACAAUGUGGAUCUCAAAUUACCUGUGGCUUGGUGUGCACCAGAAUGUAUUCUAUACUUAAAAUUUACCUCAUCAAGUGAUGUUUGGGCUUUCGGCGUGUGCUUAUGGGAAAUGUUCACGUACGGCUUCCAACCGUGGGCUGCUUUUUCUGGGCAACAAAUACUUGAAGCUAUAGAUGCCCCCAAUUUUCAGCGUUUAGAGCGACCUGAAUGUUGCCCCGACGCUUAUUAUUCGUUAAUGCUGGAGUGCUGGUCGCACGAUGUUAAUGAUCGGCCGAAGUUCAAAGAUUUAAGUACCAGGUUUCGACAGAUUAGACCUGAUGAAGUUCAAACUACUGUCAGUUACAAGAGACCCGAGGAUGGCAGGCGAUCUAACUUUCUCGAAUACAAGGUUGGACAAAGGAUAACAGUACUUGCAAGGGAGAGUGCAACUAAAUCCGCGAUGUGGUACGGAGUUCUCCCGGGAGGCGCAUGUGGAUUUUUCGACCCCAACCAUACAAAACCCUACGUCAGCAUAGAGCGCGGUGCUUUCGUGCCUGGUUCAUUGUCACCGCACCCAAAUCGCAACUCCGCACGAUCUAUUCGUUCCUCACUACUGAGGAGUGACGUCAAACGUCAUACAUUCACUGGCAAACGCACUAUAGAAAGGAGCAUGAUAUCGAGUCCGCAGGGCGAUGUGAAACAUACUGGCCACGUUGGACUUGACGGGGCCUAUUUCGGUGAUCUAUCAUUUUUGGAGCCAACUGGAUGUCCUCCACGUCAAAUUGUUACUCCGUAUAAGUCGUCAGAAGAUUUAGAGCAAGUUCCGCUGAUAAACCCCAAUUCUCCUUCUCAUUUGACUGCUACGACAUCUACCUCACCCUACCCUUUGCUCUGCUCAAACAAACCAUCCACCAAUUGCGACGAAGUUGAUUUGUCUUAUGAUAACGGAAAAACCAAAGGUGCAAAGAAAGCUCAUAAGUCAAGUUUGGAACCUACAACCAGUAAAAGUCUUCUCAGCAAGGUAAAAAAUGCAACGCUAGGACGUGUGCACAAGAGUGAAGACUUUACGAAACAGGAGGAGGUGCACGAGUAUCAUGAAAUACCUGAUACUCGUACGGAGAGUUCACCGGCAGAAAUGGGAGCUGAAUGUCUUCCAGAAAGUCCUGGAAUUAAGGGAUGUACCGACUUUAGUCAAAGCUUAUUGGACGAGAUGGAAACAAUAUUCAGAAGUAUGGAUGACAGACAGGAUGAAGAUAGUUCCGAUGGAGAAAUCACAGUAUAUGGAUUCAAUUCGGCCCAUUACCGAUUAGCUUACAUUUGAAUAAUUGUCAAUAAUUUAUUAUCUAUCAGGACCUAUACUAUUAGUUAGCAGUGUUUAAUUGGAAUUCAAUAACAGUCGAGUUCUUUUAAUUUUUCCGAGUCGCUGGUUGAGGACAAAGCAGAGCGAGAUUGAAGCG
This is a messenger RNA of Pararge aegeria (speckled wood butterfly), 2311 nucleotides long. Its product is annotated as activated Cdc42 kinase-like. The record is from RefSeq and is a predicted model, not a curated record. Bases 28 to 2175 code for a protein of 715 amino acids. Gene Ontology annotation, molecular function: ATP binding; protein tyrosine kinase activity. Gene Ontology annotation, biological process: protein phosphorylation. The transcript is spliced from 19 exons. Lineage: Eukaryota; Metazoa; Arthropoda; Insecta; Lepidoptera; Nymphalidae.